This is a messenger RNA of Orbicella faveolata, 1912 nucleotides long. RefSeq lists its product as uncharacterized. The record is from RefSeq and is a predicted model, not a curated record. NCBI's taxonomy places the organism in Eukaryota, Metazoa, Cnidaria, Anthozoa, Scleractinia, Merulinidae.
UUCGCAGAAAUGUGGUGACAAGAACAAUGUUACACGGAAAAUGAAAUUUUUUUUCUCUUUUACAUAGUGCCGUGCCGUGUUUGCAUUACUAUGGGGAAAUUGCUUGAGGUCUUGGCGAGCAAUCAUACAUCACCAGUUUGCCCUGUGCUCACCAGACCUACUGACAAUGAUGAUUCGCCAGGCUGUGAGUACAAUAAUUGGGCAUACGCUCUGUUUGCGGUGGUCGCUUUCAUCAUUGUCGGCAUCCCGUUUGUGGCCUUCAUUUGCUACGUACAAAGGAGAAUACAGACUAAAAAACGAGCUAGAGGUCUUACUCGCAGUAUUAGCCACGAUAGCUCAAGCCCCUAUCCAUAUCAGCCUAUCUACAAAGAAGGAGCUGGAUAUGCUAAUUAUGGAGCCACGGCUGAAAAUAGCAGUGUUGAGGAGCAAGCUAUCAGAUCUCCAAGUCAUGAUUCUACAACCAGUCUGGGUGAUAGACUAAGCCAACAUCCAGACACCACUAGUGUGGCGUCCAGCCGUGCAAGUGUGAUUCCUACCUAUGAUGACGUUUCUUUGGGUCAGCGCAGUGCUUUGAUAGCAAAUAGAACUCGUCAUCCCUCUAAUGCAGAAACCCAAAGGGGUGGAAACAACCAACCUCCUCCAAAAGAGAAUAAAAGAAGAUCAUCACGCUUGUCAAGUGACAGCCAAGAAAGGGGUGUGGAUCAACCAGGACAGUUUUAUGACUCUGUAGAUGUUGUGACAAAUAUACCUAAGAUCCAAAAACAAACUGUUCCUGAUAGUAAAGACCGAAAUCAGGCACCGUGCAAACCCCCAAGGCAGCUCGUAAAUGAUGUCAACACAACAGUGACUGAGGAGCCGGUGUAUUCUGUGUUGGAAGGCCCUGAACCUGAAGGUGCCUCUCAGCCCCCAUCAAAUGGCGUCAUGAUCCCUGAAGUGAGUGCUGCAAGUGCGAUCCAUGAGGAUGUGAAACCAAGUGAAGGAGGUGAUGGUAGUUCAGGAACUGGUGAUGAAGGUUCUCCAGAGUAUGCUGUUCUGGAGCAUGAUAAGGAUGAAGAUCAGACACAAGAUAAUGAAAAUGAACAGAGAGACCAAACACCCAGCGAAGAGAAACCUUGUUUAUUAGGUGAUGAAAAACCAGCAGAUGACUCUUGUUUUGAUGAAGCUACUGCAAGCUCCCCUCCAGAUGACAGAUACUUGCCCAUUCUUCCUCCUACUCCUCCUGAAGAAAUCAACGAACCAUCAAGUGAGAAGCAAGCAUUGUUAGAAUCAAGUGGCUCACACAAAUUUGAUCAGUAUUCAGUCACUCCAAAAGCUGUUUCCAAGUCAAGAACUGACUUUGAAGAAUUUCUACUGGGCAAAGUCAGAGAUUUACCAGCAAAUGAAAGGAACGGUAUUUUCCUUAUUCGUGAUUCAAUUUCUUCCACUGGAUCAAAGGUGCUAACCAUGUACUGUUGGAAGUCUGACUCAAACAAGGAGCUUUACAAUUUCAAGAUCAAUUUGACAGAAGAAGGACAGGCAUUCCUUCACAGGAGUUCAAAAAAGUUUUCACAUUUAAGUGGACUUUUGGCAUAUCUCAGAGAACACAAAGACAUGCUGCCUUGUGUUUUAACAGCUCAAGUUUUCCCAUAAUUGCAGAAGUGCAUCUUGAGCCUUGCGUGAUACGUGUCCAGCUGCAAGAGGGGAACUGCAUCCUGUAAAACAAAAGAGCAUGUAGUAUAUAUUUAUAUUUAUAAGGUAAUAUAGAACUCCACAUAACGUGAAUUAGUAUUAGAUAUUAUGUCAAAAUGAUAUCAUUGCCCAUGUUUCUCUAAAGAAAGGUUCAUUUAAAGGAGUUCAGCCACGGCAUUUUGAGUUAUUUUGGCCACGUAGAAAAUAACCUUUGAUGAAGGAAACCUGAAAAUAGUAGUUUUGU